Messenger RNA from Triplophysa rosa, 4862 nucleotides. RefSeq names its product collagen, type VIII, alpha 2 (gene col8a2). The transcript is spliced from 3 exons. The record is from RefSeq and is a predicted model, not a curated record. Gene Ontology annotation, molecular function: protein binding. Lineage: Eukaryota; Metazoa; Chordata; Actinopteri; Cypriniformes; Nemacheilidae. The coding region runs from base 678 to 2738 and encodes 686 amino acids.
UCUGCCUGGCCACAGACAAUUGCUUUUUGUAUGGAGGGAAGCAGAGGAACUAUCAUCUCUCUCUGCUUGGAAAAAAAGACUCAAGAAUCAAGGGAUCAAGAAAAGAGCCAGGGAGACUGGAGCUUCCAGGUGCUUUGCCCCAUGUUAAAAGCCCAAGAAGGACCUCUCCCUGCCUGAAGUCAGAAGAGCCGCUGCUUAGUGAGGUCGAGUACCCUGCCUCUCUCUCCCUCCUUCUCUCUCCCUCCUCUCUCUCUCCCUCCUACUUUCCACCCCGUGAGCGUGUACAGAGAUUCAGAAGGUGCGUCUGAAAUCUGCUUGUAUCCAGCCUGGAGACCAACACCAGAGGACUUUUUCACUUCAAUGCAACAGCACAUGGACUUUUCAAUGGACAAUUUUCAGCAAUAACAGAAAAUAGCACACUGGCACCUGCCAAUGAGAACUACAGCUUUCUCUUUCAUCUGACUUUUUAUUUUGGGUGUAAACAAUAUAUGACUGUGACCAAGUCCCAAGACAUACCCAAGACUUUCCUCUCGGUUUGGCUUCCAUGACAUCUUUGUUGUGAAGGAUGGUUGUCUGAAGAAGAGAUCCACCUGCAGAAAUACCUGCCCGAGAAAGUUUAAGCUGAGAUUCUUCCUCAAGCACAAGGGUGAGUUUGAACCUUGUGACCCCAGAGGCCAAUGACAAUGUUGGCACUGCUCUGUGUCCUGCUAACUCUGGGAAAACAUGCCCUGGGUGGAGGCUACGCCCCCAUGCCACAGAUGAAAUACGUGCAGCCCAUGAUGAAAGGGCCUGUCGGACCACCGUUCAGAGAAGGAAAAGGCCAGUAUCUUGAUUUUCCACCGAUGAUGGAGAUAAAGGGGGAGCCAGGUCUUCAAGGGAAACCAGGACCAAGGGGACCUUCUGGGCCUCCCGGAUUACCAGGGAAACCAGGGCUAGGAAAACCUGGUCUCAACGGUCAGCCAGGUCCUCAGGGGCCAUCAGGAUUCCCUGGAAUUGGAAAGCCUGGCCUACCAGGACUACCAGGAAAAAUAGGGCCUAAGGGACCUUCAGGACUCAAUGGUGAGGUUGGUCCUCGUGGAGAGCCAGGUCCACGGGGAAUACCAGGUCAGCCAGGCCAACCUGGGCCUGCAGGUCUGUCAUUGAAUGGCAAACCGGGGUUACCUGGGACAAAAGGCACACCUGGCCCAAGAGGUGAACCAGGGUCAAAAGGAUUACGCGGUAUUCCUGGAGAACAAGGACCAAGGGGGGAAAAUGGCAAUGGCAAGCCAGGUCUAACAGGUUCUAGGGGGCCCAAUGGCCUUCAGGGACCUCCAGGAGCUCCAGGUGUCCCUGGGUUGGGUAAACCAGGAUUGGAUGGGCUACCUGGAACAUCUGGGCCGAAAGGAGAUAAAGGAGCUCCAGGGGAGCAAGGUGUUCCUGGAGGAGUUGGUCCUCUUGGGCUGCAGGGGCAGCCGGGGCCACCUGGCUUGGGGAAGCCUGGGCUUGAUGGUGUACCAGGUAAUCCAGGCCCAAUAGGGCCAAAGGGUGAACCUGGUAUCAGAGGAACACCUGGGUUUCCUGGACCUCCUGGCUAUGGUAAACCAGGGCUUGCAGGACAAAAAGGUGACAGAGGUCCUGCUGGAUUACAAGGUGCACCUGGUGGCAAAGGUGAACCUGGAUUAGGAGGCCUAACGGGCGAUCUGGGGCCACCUGGACCGCAAGGGCUUCCAGGUCCACAAGGCCAAAUGGGUCUUCCUGGAAAACAUGGUUUACCUGGUCUGAAGGGAGAGCUUGGCCCACAAGGGCCCCCAGGCUUACCAGGACUUAGAGGAGAUCAGGGUCCCAGUGGGCUAGCAGGAAAACCCGGUGUUCCAGGAGAGAGGGGCCUUCCUGGUCUCACUGGACCCACAGGUAAGACUGGGCCUAAAGGUGACUCAGGAGGCACUGGUUUACCAGGUAAUCCUGGUCUGAUUGGAGGACCAGGGCCAAAAGGUGAGAAUGGGUUUCCAGGACCCCCUGGGCCACGGGGGACAUCAGGAAUUCCUGGACUUCCAGGCCCCACUGGUCACAUGGGACCACAAGGUGUUCCAGGGUUAAAAGGUGAACCAGGUCUACCGGGGCCCCAAGGAAUUGGAAAGCCAGGAGAUAUGGGGAUGUCUGGACCACAAGGACCUCCAGGAAAACCUGGCGUACCUGGACUAAGUGGUAUGCAGGGCCCUCCAGGUCCACCUGGACCUCCCGGACCCCCUGGCUCCUCAAAUGGUCCGGAGACAGCAGUUCAAGGGCCAAGCAUUGGAGGUGAAACGAUUUCAAAACCAAUUGGUGAGAAACCACAGUUUGGUCAGGCCGAGCUCUCCGCCAGUGUGGCUCCUGCGUUUACAGCUAUUUUGACUACACCAUUCCCACCUUCUGGAAUGCCAAUCAAAUUCGACAGGACUCUCUACAACGGGCAAAAUGCUUACAACCCUGCCACUGGCAUCUUCACAAGCCCUCUUCCUGGAGUCUACUAUUUUGCUUAUCAUGUACAUGUAAAGGGAACCAGCCUGUGGGUGGCACUCUAUAAAAACAAUGUGCCAGCCACAUACACAUAUGACGAAUACAAGAAGGGCUAUAUGGACCAGGCAUCAGGUAGUGCAGUACUGGAGCUGAAAGAAAAUGACCAGGUUUGGGUACAGAUGCCCUCUGACCAAGCAAAUGGCCUCUACUCCACUGAGUACAUCCAUUCAUCCUUCUCAGGAUUCCUUCUGUGCCCCACAUAACGGUCCAUCUUACCUGAAAAAUCCCCAAUUAAGUGCCGUGCAGUAACAUCUGCAAUAAAAGCAGUCAGAUAACAGGAAAGACUUACUGAACGACACAGAGGACAGAGAAAGUUUACAACAGAGGAUAUAGAAUUCAUGCAACGCCUCUGUUAUAACUCUCUCUCUCUCUCUCUUUAGACUAUCUGAUUUGAUACAUUGUUUUACUUUUAAAUGUUGUUAUUUUUUGCCUAUAUUAUAAUUUUAUUAUAACUGUUAUAUUAUUUUUGUUGAUGUUGUUAUGUAAUGGUGUUAUUUUAUUGAAGUUGUUGUUGUUGUAGUUGUUGUUGUUUAUUGGAAUCAGACUAUUAAGUACUUUGCAACGUGUAGGUAACCGUUUUAAGACUUACCCAUGUGACUGCACACUUUGACAAAUGUUAGGACUCCCAUUGAGGUCCAUCACAUUGACUCUGGGGUUAUGUGUUCCCCUGGUUGCAGUCAUAUUCAUAUACAUCCCCUAAAUAUUUUCUUCAUGUAACACAAACUACUUGAUCAGUGCAACAUUUCAUUUCUUAAUAGUGCAGACAUUUCAAAUGUUGUUUGUACUUAGUAAAUUUACCAAUAAUUUACAGUAAAGAGUAAUCCUCAGUUCUGUGUUGUGUUUCUUAUUAAUGCCAUACAGCUACAUAUUUUGUUUGAUUUAAUGUGUUAAGCAACAGCUGUAUCGUAAUUUGUCUGUAUCCUUGAAAACUACAUUGAGAACAUUGUGUUUGAACAUUGAGUUUAAAAAAAAUUACUUGAGUUAAUGAGUUCAUUGCUGAAUACAUGACAGGUUUCUGUAAAGGUUUAAAGAGGACAGCUAUACAACAUAACACCUAAUAACAAAACAAAUAUGCAAUUUCUCUGUUAAAAUCAUAUAAAAAUAAAUGCAAACUUCAUAGCUUCUCUUUAAAAUCUUACAGUAGGGUAACCUACAGUACGUAGGGGGAUAGUAAGGGACUACUAUAGAUUGAGAGCAUCAUUCUGAUUUCUUGUAACUAAUCAGUUCUCCACCAUGAAAAAACAUUGCGUACCUAAAAUAUUUUACACCCUCUAAUCAUAUUUUUCUCAUUGCAGCAUUUGCUAUGACACACGACCCAUAAUGACAUAUUGACUUCCUAUUCGCAUAUAACUUAAUUUUUUACAUGAUUCUAGAGUUACUCUGUCAUUGGGGUGAUUGAUAAUGUCUAACAUUUUGAUACGUUGUGGUGUGAAAGGACUCCUCUAAAACGCUGAAAUUACAAACAGUAUUCCUUAAAUUUAUGAAAAUUAGAAAAAAUAGAUAGAAUUAAAAUGUUUGAUAAGUGGUUUACAGUGGUUCUGAGCAUCAUUGUAAUAUGGUAGUUUUCAGAGGAAGCAAUAUGAUAAAAGUUUGUUACUAGUAUUACAUCAACAUGAUUGUCUAGUUGUCAAAUUAUUAGACUACAUGCCCUUUAAAAUCUAUCUAAAAGACACAAGGAAACGAACAAACAUUUCCUGGCACACGUACAGUUUUCAUUAUGUUUAGGCAACAGUUCCUUCUUAUUUCAGUUUUUACUUAGCAGUGGGGGUGUAUUUAAUGACGUCCUUAUUGUAUAUUAAUACUGUGAUGGAUAUUUUCUACAAUAUAUGGACAUUUUGUUUUUGUGCAAUAGUUGAAGGUUUUUUUUUAUUCAUUGUGCUACUAUCUCAAACCAUAUCUGACUAUGGUGCUUCUUCUUGAUUUUCAAAACAAACCGGGAUAAAAGCCUUGAUUCUGUUCCUAGGGAUAUUUGUUCAUUAUCAAUCAAAUUUAAAGAAACAACCGAUCCCAUUUGCACAUGAACUUAAUGAAGGCAUAUUUAUACAUUUGUAAUAGUCCAAUGAGAAUGUCCAGCCACCAUACGACUAACUUUUUAUUUAACAGCAUCGAGGAGUGAAGAGCAUUUUAGUAACUCACUACCAUUGUUUCUCUUUUUGUCUAUGUAUCACUCUAUAGGACAUUAUGUCUUGUACAUGGCUAUUGCGUUUACUUUGUGCAGUCCAUUUUAGGUAUUAAAUGCACUCUUUUGAUUGAACAUAUUUUGUCAGUCUGUACAAAAUCUGCAAGUACCUGACAGUACUGAUGCGACAUCAAUAAAGACUUUCUUG